UUGUGUCCAAUGAUACAUGUUAGGUUAUUUGUUUCAUCAUGAACUUUAUUUGCAAUCUCUCACUUGCAAGAACAUUUUUGUCAGCACCUGACAAUUUUCAAUCAUCAAGAAAAUAUAUAGUUCCAUCACACUCAAUGCAUUAAAAACAUUAUUUAUGCAUCAGACAUUUCUGCAUUGAACUAGUUACUAAGCAAGGUUACAAUUUAUCCUGCAUCUAGGAUUUGAAGAAGCUUGUCCAUGACAAUUCUUCUUGGAAUUACAUCAACCCUUGUAAUUUCCUCUCAUCAUUUGAAAUCUACACCAUUGUGAUUUCUUUUCUCAGUGACUAUUGCGCACUAUUUUGGCCACCAGUUGCCACCUCAUUGUAACCUAGAACUGUUCAUGUUUGAAAUUGCUUUAUUGGGUCGCGGCUAUCAAUCUACUUGUAUGCUGCUAAGUUACAUUGCGCCUGCCGUGUGUACACCUUCAUUGAACUAUCAUCAUCACCAUUGUGGUUUAUCAGAAUUUUUGUGUGCUUCGUUCAUAUCACCACAACAAUUUACAUUUGUGAUCUAUUCACUUGCCUGGAGUUACUAGUUUUCUCUAACAACAUCUUGUCCAUGCACAAGCCUACGCAUUAUCGCGCAACACCUGCCGUGAUGACAUCUGUAAUCAUCAUCCUACCGACUUGGAUUCAAUUCUAUCUCCAUCUGUAACAAACCUACUGAGUUGUAACGCUUAGUACAGCGCCCUUGUUACCAUCAUUGCCUGCUGCUGGUCACACUUGGAGUGGAUUCAACUUCUGCACGGCUCCCUGCCGUCUCACUGCCGGUCUUCUGAAGAUUCAGCGCAGUUCGCCGCCGACGCCGCCCUGGUACUUGGUUCCACGGCUCCCUGCCGUCCUGUUGCCGGUUCUGUCCGGGUAUCUGGUCCAAUUUGACGCCGACGCCUACCUGGUGUCCAGCCCAUGGGCAUCGCAGACCUUCCAGAAAUCCUACUGGUUUUCUUUAAGCCAGCUGGUGAAGACAUCUAACCUCUUAGUUAAGUAUUUUGUUCUGUGCUUCUGUGCACUUACCGAUUCAUUGUUCAACCAUUUUCAUUUACAUUUGUUUUUAGAAACAUUUAUAAAUUACAUUUUUUAUAUUUACUUUUUGAGGUCGUAUAUUUAAAGUUAGACUUUUCCGCGGUCCCAAUUAUUCGUCGCGGUCCCUUUUCAAUUUCUCUUGUCUUGUGGAAAACUUUCAAUAUUUGUUUGUUUAUGCAACAGCUGGAUUUUCAUUAAUUACAUGAUUUUUGUGACUAGGAGUUCUACAAUAAAUUCAAAACAUUGUAUUUUGAAGAUUCUGAAUUCUCUUUUUAUUUGUCAACAUAAUUGUCCAACUGUGUGGACCCACCAUUGUAUGUACAUGCUUUACUAUUCUAAGGUAAUAAAACAAACCAAAUUACACUUUUUAGAAGGUCUGUUACGUAUUCAUGAUCAUUAUAAUAUUCUUUAUGAUUCUAAUCCUUGUAUGUCAUUUAGCCUACCUGUUCCAAGAUGGUACUAUAGCCUACCUGUUCCAAGAUGGUACUAUAAAUUCAUAUAUUCAAUUUCAACUACAGCUGAUCAAUAACUCUCUUAAAUAUCAUUCCUUUUUGCUUACCAGAGUCUUUUAUGAGGACAGUUUGGGUGGUCUCAUUGAGAGUUGCAAUUCAGAUCUUGACGACUCUUAAUGUCACAAUCAUUGCAGUCCGCUUAGAAGAUUGGAGGUUACGCUUCAAUUUCACCCAAAUUACUCAUAAAGGUGGUCCUCCUCAGCCGGAUCUUGGCCUGCGGCCAUCUUGGUUCAAAUUCCGUUUGUUUUUUACGACCUCUAUAACUUACACUUACCGUCGACCGCGAAAAUUCCAACCUUCGGUUGCGUUUUUUGUAAAUUCGCACUUGCAUACACAUUUCUUGUAUAGCAUAGUGCACGACCAUUGUAGUGCUUAUACUAAUUCACUGUGAGUCAUUUUUAGUUAUUGGGCAACCCCUCCAGGACACGCUGUGUUCGUGUCGGGUACAACCUGCUCUAAUUCCUGGGACUGUGAACUGGCUGCGGACUACUCGCUCGGCUGCGCGCAGGGCUUACUCGUUGCCACUGACUCAAGCUUGAACGUAACACAGCGCACUGACCGACCGAAGAGGACGCACGCCGGUGAUGCCCAGACAUAUUGUAUUUAUGCAUCAAUUUUAUUAAUUGCUCUUUUUUGUUAUUUAAAUUGAUUCUUUGUAUAAAUUAACUUACCUCAGAAUAUGCCUGAGACUAGAAGCAACUCUGCCCUUCAGGCAGUCAUGGCUGAGCGGCGAGAUGUGAUAAAGCAUUUGCGCUGGAAUGCAAGGAAACUUAAUUUUGAAGCUCCUCUUUCUGAGGAUGCUUAUUAUGAAUUGAAAUUAUUGCAAACUGAUGUCCAAGAUUUGAAGGACAGAUACAUUGAAAUAAAAGACAAGCUAGAAUCUCUAGACUCAGAUAAUUUUAAUGACGAGGAGCAUUUUGCUACCCUAGAUGAAUUUCUUUCUGUAACAGCUAGCAUAAACAAACACAUACAUAACUUUGAAAAAGCACAUGGCCAGACUGACGCCAAUAUUGCGCCAGCUCCUGUUGCACAACCCGCACCCACUAAUAGUAAUUUUCGAUUACCUGAAAUACCUCUUCCGACCUUCGAUGGUAACUUUGACAAAUGGCUCGAUUUUAAAGCUGGAUUUUCUAGUAUAAUUGUAAACAAUGAUUCGGUAGAACCUAGCAUUAAGUAUCAGUAUCUUAAACAGGCUCUUUCAGGCGAAGCUCUGAAUCGGAUCGCCAAUUCCCCACCGGGAGAUUUUAAGCUAGCAUGGAGCUUGCUUACUCAACGCUACAACAGCGUAAUACUCAUUGCUGAUAGCCAUAUCUCAGCCAUCAUGAAUCCACCAUCACUCAACUCUAAAUCUGCACAAUCAUGGCGAACAUUUAUUGAUCACCAAAAAUUGAAUAUUACAGCGUUAGAGUCACUUGAACUUGACAUCGAGGUAAAGGAUCUAUUAUUCAUGCAUCUCAUAGUUUCUAGGUUUGAUGCCAAUACUUUACGUGAUUGGGAGCGGUCAAACUCCGUUAAGGACAAGACUUCCUUAGACAACCUCUGGACCUUUAUGGAGCAACAGCACAAGGUUUCCCAAUAUGUCUCCUUUGGUCUCGGCAGUCAUGCGCAAUCUGCGCAACGACUGGUCAACAACCAGUCUGGCAAUGGUAAGCCUAGUCAUAAUUCAAUUAACAAUAAUUCUCGUCCCAGCACGUCCUCAACUUUUGUCAAGUAUUCUGGAUGCUUGUUUUGCAAUGACACCAAUCAUAAUGUCUUUCGUUGCAAUACAUUUCUCAAUAUGGCGCCUACAGCUCGUCUAAACGCUGUACAGCAAAAGAAUCUCUGUAGAAACUGUCUUCGACCUUUCAGUAAGGAUCACCAAUGUUUUGGUGCUUGCAGAGAUUGUGGCAAGGCCCAUCACUCAUUAUUGCAUUUCAAUAAUAGUAAAUCUUCCCCAACUGUAGGGAAAAAUACUUCUUCAAAUAAUGCUCACACUCGUAAACCAAAUCGUCAGCAGGCUUCUAAGUCCUCAUCGAAUUGUUGUUGUUCUGAGUCAAAGCAGUCUGACAUACCUAGCCCAGCUGUGUUCACACCUAGCUUGACUCGUCCAGUCAGUCAAGCAUCAUCAAUUUCAGUGUCUGACACUUCGAGUGUCACAACUGUUGUCACUCCGACCUCGUCGACAAGUUCACAAGCCAUCAGCAAUUCAAACUGUGCGCAUUCAAACUCACCUAGCUUGUUACAACGAGUUAACAUCAUGCCCACAGCGCAAUUGCAUAUUUUGAGUAAAAAUAAUCAAGUUAUUUCAUGUCGCGCACUGCUUGAUACCGGUAGUGAUGCUUGCUUCAUUUCCAAGGCUCUUGCUUCUCAAUUGGACCUUGACUCUGUGUAUUCUAAUAAUACCAUUCACACUGUGUCUGGUACCAGUUCAGCACCUGUGUGUACUGCUGCUGUUCUCAUACAUUCUCCUGACCGAACGUGGUCGAAGGAAGUCAGUUGCAUAUUAACUGAGAAAAUUACCCCUAGCAUUCCUCCAUUUGGGCUCAACUUACAAAACUUCAAUAUUCCACCCAAUGUUAAGUUAGCUGACCCUGAAUUUCAUGUUUCUAAGGGAGUCGACCUGCUUCUCAGUGUUGCUAUUUAUUCUUCUAUCCAAGCUUGUGGUCAAAUUCAGUUAGCUGAUGAAUGCACUCUUCAAAAUACCAAACUGGGUUGGGUUGUUUGGGGAGCUAUCGCGCCUAACAUUCUCAAUUCAUGCGAGCAACCCGUUAGCUCAAAUUGUGUGUCAACUCAUGACAUUUCCAGACAAUUAGAGAAGUUUUGGAAAAUUGAGGAAGUCCUUCUCAAAGAUAGCGUAACUAAGGAGCAGCAUCAAAUUGAAAAACACUAUCUUGAUAAUGUACAACGAGGACAAGACGGCCGCUUCUCGGUUGCACUACCUAAAAAAGAUAAUUUCGAUUUAUUGGGUCAAUCUCGUCAUCAAGCACUUGUGCGUUUUCAUUCUUUGGAAAAAAGACUUGCUACUAAUGCUGAAUUGCGUUCUCAAUACGUAGCCUUUAUGGACGAGUAUGAAUCUCUUGGUCAUAUGUCUCCUGUACCUGACAGUCAGCCUUAUGAAAAAUGUUUUCAUAUGCGUAUUUUCAAAACUAUUUCAUUCAACAAAAUAUUGGACUAUGAAGAUGCAACAACGUUCUCUGCUCAAGUGGAAGCGAUUUUGAAUUCCAGGCCUCUUAUCCCUCUUUCUGAGGACCCUGAAGACCUGCAAUAUAUUUCUCCCGGACAUUUUCUUAUUGGAAGGCCCAUUACUGCACUUCCAUUUCCGCUACCUGAGACAACUCAUAUAGAUCAUCGUUCGCGCUGGAAAAAUCUUGCUCUAGCUACGAAAGAGCUCUGGAAAAAAUGGUCAACGGAAUAUCUCGUUACCCUACAAACUAAAGCAAAAUGGACUGAGGAAUCUGAAAAUCUCAAGGUGGACACCAUCGUAUUACUCAAAGAUCCUGGCACUGUUCCUUCUACAUGGCGUUUAGCACGCAUUGUUGAACUACACCCUGGAAAAGACCAGAAGGUGCGCGUUGUUACGGUACUUACGGAAACUGGACUUUUCAAGCGUGCUAUCUCUAGCAUCGCUCCUCUGCCUCAAGAAGAAGAAUUAGAUUAGGUUAGUUAUCACUUAUGUCUUAUUUGCAUAUUCUCAAUUAUAUUUGUCUUUUUUUUACGUUGGCUUUUACCGAUGGUAUGUUGUCAGAUGCUCAUUUUUUAGCAUUUAUCUGAUUUUUGUAUUGUGUCUAAUCAUCCUUUCAUUCAUUUUUUCGUCCAAUGGCAUGGCGUCGGACGCUAGCAUCGCUCCUUCAUUAUCAUCAAUUUGCAAUAUUGUUAGUUUUUAUUGUCAUAUUCAUAUCUUCCUUCUAUUUGGAAUUUCUUGUAUAUUUAGUAAUUGGUUUAUCUGCGUAUUUCGAUUAAGUCCUUUGAAUUUGUUUCCCAUUAGUGAUUCUGCAUCAUUUUUAAAUAUAUCUGCCAUUUCAGCAGAAAGUGGAUUUUUGUUCGAUCUUGUCUAUUUUUGUCAUUUGACUUGUCUUUUGUCUAGGCACAUUUUCUUGUAGAUACCUUGUAUCAAAUUUGGUUUAUGCCUCCUGCUCCUGUCGUGAGCCUCUCUAAUCACCAGAUUUAACAUAAUUGUUGUUUUUGUUUGCUCACUUUUUUUCUUUUGAGACAUCCUUGAUGCCUCAAGGGGGGACCUUAUGUUAAAUCUGGCAUUUGCAGUCACCACUUGUUUUGGUUGCCGCCUCCUGGAGCGCUGGUGCUUGUGUGUCACCACUUGUUUUGGUUGCUGCCGCUUGGAGCGCUGGUGCUUGUGUUCACAAUUUGCCCUGUCGAUUUUGAUAGUUUUAAUUUUUAUUCGUCAAGUUUGUCAUUUUCAAUCGAUUUAUCAAUUAGAUUUAUUAUACUUAGUUCAGCAUUAGUCCUACUUUAGCCUAUUAUGGCAUUAUUCAUUUAUAUUUGCCAUUUUUUUCUGCUGGUGGGUUCAUUGUUUCACAGUUGGUACACUUCCUUGUAGGCUUUCUUCCUACCUGCUCGUCUCGAUGGAAUGGCCAAAAGAAAGUGUAUUUCCAAGUUUCAAGUUUAUCCCUUUUUAUCUAAAAGUGACAAAUUCGCAUGAAAAUGUGUCUCAUCGAUUCAUAAAUAUCUAUUCUCGAUGUGGUAUUCUAGUUUUCAACGUUCAUCAUUAUUUGUGUCAAAAAACUUGUAAGUAACUGAACGACAUUACUCGCACGCAAUGUGCUUUGUCCCACAACUUCGAAUUUCGACAUUUAUCAAAUUUGUGCUUCUAAUUCUGAAGAACUGUUGAUCCAACAACGAUAAUAUCCAGAAUGAACUAUUUUUACUAGAAGAAGGCUCAGAAGAACUUUAUUUUCUGUAUUCAAUUUUAGCUGUGUCCAAUGAUACAUGUUAGGUUAUUUGUUUCAUCAUGAACUUUAUUUGCAAUCUCUCACUUGCAAGAACAUUUUUGUCAGCACCUGACAAUUUUCAAUCAUCAAGAAAAUAUAUAGUUCCAUCACACUCAAUGCAUUAAAAACAUUAUUUAUGCAUCAGACAUUUCUGCAUUGAACUAGUUACUAAGCAAGGUUACAAUUUAUCCUGCAUCUAGGAUUUGAAGAAGCUUGUCCAUGACAAUUCUUCUUGGAAUUACAUCAACCCUUGUAAUUUCCUCUCAUCAUUUGAAAUCUACACCAUUGUGAUUUCUUUUCUCAGUGACUAUUGCGCACUAUUUUGGCCACCAGUUGCCACCUCAUUGUAACCUAGAACUGUUCAUGUUUGAAAUUGCUUUAUUGGGUCGCGGCUAUCAAUCUACUUGUAUGCUGCUAAGUUACAUUGCGCCUGCCGUGUGUACACCUUCAUUGAACUAUCAUCAUCACCAUUGUGGUUUAUCAGAAUUUUUGUGUGCUUCGUUCAUAUCACCACAACAAUUUACAUUUGUGAUCUAUUCACUUGCCUGGAGUUACUAGUUUUCUCUAACAACAUCUUGUCCAUGCACAAGCCUACGCAUUAUCGCGCAACACCUGCCGUGAUGACAUCUGUAAUCAUCAUCCUACCGACUUGGAUUCAAUUCUAUCUCCAUCUGUAACAAACCUACUGAGUUGUAACGCUUAGUACAGCGCCCUUGUUACCAUCAUUGCCUGCUGCUGGUCACACUUGGAGUGGAUUCAACUUCUGCACGGCUCCCUGCCGUCUCACUGCCGGUCUUCUGAAGAUUCAGCGCAGUUCGCCGCCGACGCCGCCCUGGUACUUGGUUCCACGGCUCCCUGCCGUCCUGUUGCCGGUUCUGUCCGGGUAUCUGGUCCAAUUUGACGCCGACGCCUACCUGGUGUCCAGCCCAUGGGCAUCGCAGACCUUCCAGAAAUCCUACUGGUUUUCUUUAAGCCAGCUGGUGAAGACAUCUAACCUCUUAGUUAAGUAUUUUGUUCUGUGCUUCUGUGCACUUACCGAUUCAUUGUUCAACCAUUUUCAUUUACAUUUGUUUUUAGAAACAUUUAUAAAUUACAUUUUUUAUAUUUACUUUUUGAGGUCGUAUAUUUAAAGUUAGACUUUUCCGCGGUCCCAAUUAUUCGUCGCGGUCCCUUUUCAAUUUCUCUUGUCUUGUGGAAAACUUUCAAUAUUUGUUUGUUUAUGCAACAGCUGGAUUUUCAUUAAUUACAUGAUUUUUGUGACUAGGAGUUCUACAAUAAAUU
Messenger RNA from Nilaparvata lugens (brown planthopper), 7781 nucleotides. RefSeq lists its product as uncharacterized. The coding region runs from base 2255 to 5212 and encodes 985 amino acids. The transcript is spliced from 2 exons. Lineage: Eukaryota; Metazoa; Arthropoda; Insecta; Hemiptera; Delphacidae. The record is from RefSeq and is a predicted model, not a curated record.